This is a messenger RNA of Struthio camelus australis, 756 nucleotides long. NCBI's taxonomy places the organism in Eukaryota, Metazoa, Chordata, Aves, Struthioniformes, Struthionidae. The record is from RefSeq and is a predicted model, not a curated record.
AUGCCUGGAGCCUGCAGCAUCGGUGGCAGCAGCCCAGGAACAAAGCUUUGCUGUCCUUUUUCAGCCAACCUCGGCACCUUGGACGACAUAGCUGCCAAACUGGAGAAGGUGCAGAGUGAGAUAAAGCACCUGGAGGACGAAGGAGAGAAGGCACUGGAUUUCCGCAAGGACGUGCUGGACCAAGUGGGGCAGCUGCGGGAGCAGUGCACCAGGCUGCAGGAGGCCGCGGAGCGGCUCUGGAGCGACGCUGAGGACGUCCAGAGCCUGCGCGAGAUGGUGGAGCAUCUGGAUGUGAGCAAAGCAGACAAGGCCCUGCUGGAGCAGGGCAUGGACAUUAAAGCAGACAAGGCUGAGCUGGAGACCAAAGUGAGCCAGGAGGAGCUGCAAAGCGCCAUAGCCCAGCUGAGCGAGAUGAUGCACGACCUGUUACAGAAGAUGUCCCUGCAGGACCAGGACUGGCAGAAAGCCCUGGAGAAGCUCGUCAGCGACAUGGACUCCAAGCUGGACCACAUGGUGUUGGACCCCCUGCGGGUGCAGCUGGAGCAGGUAUGGAAGUUCACCAAGAGGUACCUGCGCCAGUGCCCCCCCUUCAACGCCAACAGUGCUGCCGGCUUUAAGAGGCAGCUCUUUGAGCGGGUGAAGUGCAUCUCCUGCGACAGACCUGUGACAAUUGUCCCCAGGCCGCACUUGGUGACCGUCCGAAAGGCCAACCCGCUCCUCCGGCCCCGGCCGGCCAUGGCAGGCGCCUCCCUCUGA